UGCAGAAUAAAGAUGGAAGGUGUCGGGUCCUUUGGCGCUGGGAGAGCUGGAGGUGAAUUCGAUCCGCUCGCCUUCAUUAAACGGCCGCAGACGAUCCUAAGGAUACUUUCAUGGAUCUUCUCCAUGGUUGUGUUCGGCUCCAUCGUCAACGAGGGCUACGUCAACAGCGGGAGCGAGAGGCUCCACUGCAUCUUCAACAAGAACUAUGAUGCCUGCAACUACGGCAUCACCGUGGGCGUGGUGGCCUUCCUGGCCUGCAUACUCUUCACCGUCCUUGACAUUCAGUUCCCUCAGAUCAGCAGCGUGAAGGACAGGAAGAAGGCCAUUCUGGUGGAGCUGGGCUUCUCAGGUUUCUGGACGUUCAUGUGGUUUGUGGGGUUCUGCUUCCUGGCAAAUCAGUGGCAGAAAACCUCCCCCAAUGAGCUUCCCCUGAACCAGGGAGCAGACGCAGCACGAGCUGCUAUCGCCUUCUCCUUCUUCUCCAUCAUCACCUGGGCUGGCCUCACCGUAGCCGCCGCGCAGAAGCUCCUGCUGGGGACGGACAUGGCCCUCUUCACCACCGACCACCUGGACGGCAAGCCCAACAUCCAGCCCUACCCGCCCAGCACCGGGGAGGAGACCUCCGACACCUACCAGAGCCCGCCUUUCACCCAGACCCUUCAGACCAGCCCCAAGGCCUACCCUGAGCCCACAUACUAGAGCUGGGGGGGGGGGGGGGAUGGGGGCUGCAAAGAGUGUCAAAAAACUGCAUGUGGCACAGUGCCUUUUCAUUGUUGACCAAUGAAGUCCUGUCUAUACGUAGCUGCCAACCAAGACAGUGCAACAGCGCAGCAGUGUUCAUACUGUAGGUAGUUGUUCUAUGGAAGUCUGUGUAGGAGCAAUAUGCCGGCUGUAAUUUCAUCAUUAUUCAGAGAGGUAGGUAGGGUAGGGUAGGGUUAGCGUUAGGGUACAUAGGUAGAGUAGGUGGGUAGGGUAGAUAGUAUUGGAUACAUGGGUAGGGUACAGUAGAUAGGGUAGAGUUAGGGUAGGUGGGUAGGGAAGGGUAGGUAGAGCAGGCUUAGGGUAGAUACUGUAAGUAGGGUAGAGUCGAUAGGAAGGUUAGGGUGCAUAGAGUAGGUUAGGUGGGUUAGGAUAGGGUACGGUAGGUCACAUAAGGUAGAUUGGUAGUCCUGGCUAUAUCCAUGGAUAACUGGAGCCUGCCCUCCUCUCCAUAUAACUGUUCAGCAACCCCAACCCUGACCCAAUGUACAUGUACCCUUAGAAACAACCAGUACUUCCAUACUAUUGCUGGCCUAAUUUCGCUUCAAGUAGAUGCACACCAUUUCAACUUUCUUUUCUGUUCAGCAAAGCAAUGUCAAGAAUCUGUCAUAUUCCUGUGAUUGACAGUAACAACCUGUGGGUUCCAUUCAGGGUCUAUAUAAAUUUUACAAAAUAGAAAGAUUCUUCGGUUUCAUCAGGAUUCAUUGAGCUUAUAGUAAGAAAGAAAACUUGACCACUGACAAUCCAUGUCCUUGACUGCAUUAAGUGUUACUGUGUAUAGGAAACAAGGCUUUACUGUCUACUUAUAAAAAGAACAUGUUUAUUUUGAAAAGGUCAUGCAAAAUAAUAUUGAUAGGUGCCAUAAAUAAACAAACCACUGUUUGUAUUUUCCUUGUGACCAAUCUAAGAGUGGCAGAAAAUGACAUUGAGCAAAAUAGGCCACCAAAUAUGAAACAUAGUGAGAUGAAAUUAGUCUGCUCCCAUGUUUAGUAUGUGCAAUUUUAUGUAUGUAUUUUAAGUUAUUUUCAUUAACCAUAAAGAAAAUGAAACAGGAUUAACAGAAUGACAUCAAAGUUAAGUAUGUGUCAGUGACAAUUUUCCCCUUCUUUAAAACAGUCCUCCACCCUGUCAGUUACCAUUCCAAAGGACACUGUAGUCUCUUUAUAUGUGAACCAUGACGAUACUGCUACGAUAGUUUUCACAUGUCAUUGUCCAUGUAUUAAUAUACGUAAAUGGGAAUUAACAGCGUGGUAUAUAAAAUGGAUUAUUCGAUAUUAUAGCUCUGGCUGAGAGAAACACAGGGCUACGAUUAAUGGUGUCGUUUAGGAAGGUUGCCUGAUAUGAAAUAUUCGAGAUUUCAACUUGUAGCGUGUUAAGCCACCAGCUGUCUCAUGAGUAGGCCUACACACAAAGUGUGCGGGUGUAGGCUAUGUUUACCGAAAACAUCAGAUAAAUGUGUCAUUGUAGUAACGCAUAAAAGGCUCACUCAAAGUUGACGGCAGCUCCGUUGCUAGCUAUAGCAUAUCGUACAGCUCGCUCGCGCUGUGUUGGCAUCCGUACGCGAUGUUGUACAAGUGCGAUGUUCAGGUCCGUGUCACCUCCGGGGAUGUACGAAGACAGGCAAAACACACACUGUUAGCUUGAGCGCUUCUCAUUUUUAAAAAAACCACUGAAGCAAGGAAAUUCAUCCUGUAGUAAAUCGUCCGUGACCCUCUCAGCAGAAGCACGCUUCCGCCCAACUACAGGUGCAUGGUGCAUCCGCGCCCUAAGCACGCACGUGUUGCUCACUGUAAGCCAAUAACAUUGGAUAAAUGUUCUUCAACCCACCCAUUCUUAAUUACCAUCCAAAAUGAUUGGAUUCAAUUACAAUCACAGUGAAGGUAGCUCAGCCCCAUAUCUACAAUGUGAUGUCUCACCUGUCACCUACGGGCAACUACUCAUAAUGAUAGAGGCCAGACUUCGGUACAAAGAAUGAAAAGAAUUGGAUUGGAUUAAAUCUAUUAUUUUGGGAUUAAAUAAAUAAAUUGGAAAAAUAUAGCAUGUAUAUUUUAGCCUGAAGAAUAGCACGCAAAAGCAAUAUUGAAACAACUUUUCCAAUGUGGUCCUCAACACAUAAAUAAGCAAAUACAAAUCUAACUGACAUCACAUGGUAAAACAACUGUGUAAAACAGCAGCAGCAUAAUUUAACAGAAAGCCUACAGUAGAGUAAAAUAGGAUGCAGUACAAAACAUCCAGGUUUGCCUUUUCCUGUUUCUAUAGAGAAAUAAGUGUGCAGUGAGCACAUUAUAAUGCACAGUUACCUCACACCUCUGAAAUUACUGCCAGCUGUUACCUGUGUACAUUGGGAAUGAUGCAUUUUCCUUUGAACAGGAAAACUGCACUUUCCUGCGAUGUCCUGCAUGAAAUAACAAAAGCUGUCUAGUCCACCUACUUUGAUUAACAAAAAGGUUGCCUCUGAAGAAAUUUGUAGUGGACCAGCAAAAAAGUCUUCAUGAAAUAUCCUCUAGUCUUCAUCUAGUAUCUUCAUUUGCUGAAUAUCAUCUAGUCAGGCUGUCAGCUAAGAGUCCCUGCCAGUUCCUGUGUACAUUGUGUUCUGUAUAAUUAGUUUAUAUUUGUUUUUGCAUAUGAUAGUUCCAGGAGUAGAUGAGGGAGCAUGUAAAAUGAAUGUUAACAGUAUUUAGUGUAAUCUGUGGUAGCACACCCCCUGUGUAUCUAUUCUCUGUGAGAUAGGCUAAUGUACACAAAGUGAUAUUGAUCUUAACUCAGUCUAUCUUAUUGGACCACAUUUAUUAAACUUUCCAAGGUUGUGUGUUUCCUGUACUAACAAUGCACUCUUGUUGAGAACUUUUUGGACCAAUUUUACAGCAUGGGUUAAUUUUUUCAUUUAAAAUUCCAUUGAUUGUACCCUUGGGCAUAAAGGUUCAUUGUUCUGUGAAAGGUAUAGCAAACAUCAAUUCUUGUCAAACCACAAUUCUUUGAACUGCAAUUGUCUUUGAAGUUAUGAAAAUAAAAAUAAAAAUUGUUUGUAAGGCAUGAA
This is a messenger RNA of Anguilla rostrata (American eel), 3796 nucleotides long. Its product is annotated as synaptogyrin-3-like. The transcript is spliced from 4 exons. NCBI's taxonomy places the organism in Eukaryota, Metazoa, Chordata, Actinopteri, Anguilliformes, Anguillidae. The record is from RefSeq and is a predicted model, not a curated record. The coding region runs from base 13 to 699 and encodes 228 amino acids. Gene Ontology annotation, cellular component: synaptic vesicle membrane; neuromuscular junction.